CUUUUCUUCAAUACUACAUCAGCUGAGCAUUCCUCUACCAUGGACGACAGCGUCAGCGACUUAAACGUCUCUGCCAGCGAUGAUAACACCUCGCUCCGCGAGUUCCCCUCCAACCCGCGUUUCAGCAUCGACUCUUCAUACGUCCAUGGCAAUGACACGUAUGACCACGGCAAUGACACCUUUUCGCCAUCGAUUUUGACCCCAUCAGUUGUGGGCAGUUCCGUGGAUGUGCGCUCGUCGUUUGAGGACAGUACAUCGGUUUUGGGCGUCAACACGCUCAGCGAGGCCAGCGUGUCACCCCUCGGCGCCAACUCGAUCUACGAGUUGACAAACGGUGGUGACAAGCGCCGUACGCGUGGGAACGCACUUUUGAAGGUCCCCGCAACCCCACCCGUUCGGGGCCCCACCACCAAAGACAUCCCACCCAUCACUCUCUCUAAAAUCACCAAGGUCAAACAGACGGACUUUGAUGACUACCUCGCAGACGUGGAGACAGCGUACGGCAAGUACCAGUCGCACACCCGACUCACAGAGUCCACAUUGCAGGCGUUCAUCGAGCGCGUGGAGCAGGAGGAGAAGCAGAAGAACGGGGUCCAAGGCGAGACCGGGAACAUUGGGUCAAUCCCAAAGGUGUUUUUUGAGGGAGAGUUCCAUUUGGAUGAUCCGCGCGUGUUUGAGCUCGUUACAGAAAAGUCCCAGCUUCUCGCAAAUAGAGGGUAUAACAAAGAUCUCGUGGCAAACAGCAAUGCGAAGAACACUGUGGCAUUGACGAACAACAACCAGUUGCAGGAAAAGCUUUCGCAGUACCUCGAUACGGUGGAGAUCUACCUCAUCCAUGAGAUUUCAAAAACCUCCGGUUCCUUUUUUGACGCUUUCGGCGACCUCAAGGUAAUCCGUGAAGACUCUGCGCGGAGCGUGGAGCUUGCGGUGCUGGUGGAGCAACGGCUCAACAUCUUAGCCUCUGAAGAGGCUUCUUCCGCGCUCGAGGCCCUCACUGCAAUGCGGACGCAGCGGAAUGUGGCGAUUCUCGAACAGAGCAUGGUUCAGGUGUCAUUAGUGCUUGAAGAGGCGGAUAGAGCCGAGAGUUUGCUCACCCAGGGGUUCCUCGGUGAGUGUCUCGACAAAAUCGACCACGUGGAGGCUCUCAUCAAAGGAGAUACGCAGCAUCCAGCGGUCAAAACACUAAGUGGCACCUUACCCUUUCCAUUGGAAGACUUGACCCCUCUCGAAGCGUUGACCCCGCUCAAACGGCUAUUGGCCCAAUUAACCAGCUCGGUGAGCAACCAUUACAGAAGUAUCUUCCUCGACCUUAUGGUGAGCAACCUUCGGGAGCAGUACGAGGGCGCGGACGCCAACCAGACGUUGAUGCGGAUGCAGAGCCAGAUUCUCCCGGCCGACCGCAGGCCUAGGGUUCUUAACACACUGUACGCUGAGCUUCUGCCAGAGUUUAAGUUGAAAGCACUGGAGUAUAUAUCGGGGUUGUGCAGGUGUAACGAAGUCGUUCCUGCGUUCAAGAUGCUUAAUGAUAAGUACAUUGCCGAGGUGAAGACGAUUGUGCGGGUUAAUUUGCCUAAUGAUAAGGAUGCGGUGCCGUCCUCCGCCUCUGCGACCUCGGCUUCAACCCGCCCCAACUCGUCGUCCUUGCUUCCGGCCAGCUUGCGCGAGUUGAUGCCGACAGAGUACCAGGCGAUGCUCACACUGAUCUACACCCAGCUCUCGGAGUGUUUGCGGCGCAUGGCUCACCAGCAGAAGUUUGUCUUGGACGUUGCGUUGGGCGCGUUGGAGCGCCAUCCGUCCAAUACCGAGUCCAGCAUGGCGGUGGACAUCACGUCAACCAUUCACGCGUGUGUGGACAUUCUCCAGACGCGGAUGAAGAAGAUUAUGACGGUGCGUACGUCACAGACGAACAACGUGACGCUUCCGUUCUUUGCCAGAUUCUACGCCCUCAAUGCUAGCUUUCUCAACGAGUGUGAGCUCAUCACGGGGGGCUUCAACACCAGCAACGUGCUUCAGGAGUACCUCUUCUCCCAAACCAAGAGCUACUGCGCGCACUUCCACCAGACCAAUGUGCGUGCCUUUGCAGAGAGUAUCGACAGGGAAACCUGGAAGGAGGUGACUGGAAGCGAGGUGCAAGCUGUGGUGGACGGCAUUGUCCAUAGCGGUACAGACGGUGCCGUUCCUCGCGAAUGGUUGGAUUUGUAUCUUUUAUACGAAACUGAAGCGGCUGCGGAAACGCCUGAAGCGAAGGAAAUGGUGACCCGGAUCUCCUUCGACAACUCCCGCUUUGUCAUCCCUCAGACCGUGGCUACGCUCUUGACCUACACCAAGCAGUACCUUUUGCUCAAGACACUCUAUCCCAAUUUCACGCAGAUUUUCGAGGCCAACGUGUGCGAGCUCAUCCGCGUAUUCAACUCCAAAACUAUCCAGUCCGUGCUCGGCGCCGGCGCAACUCGCACCGCCGGCCUCAAACACAUCAGCACGAAGCAUCUCGCGCUCGCAUCGCAGGCGUUGGACGUAUGGCUUCACCUUAUUCCGUAUGCAAAGAAGGCGUUCAACAAGCGCCUGGAAAGCGACGAAUGGGACAAACUUCUGGCGGCGCUCCAGGAGCACCAGGGCGAGAUCUUCAACAAGUUGGUGUCCAUUAUGAGCGACCGUGUUGGUACUCAUUGCGUGGCUGCCAGGAGCAUCAAUUGGUCCGAGGGUCUCGAGGCCCCGGCCCAGUGCCACAAGUACAUGGAGGUCUUGGUCAAGGACACCGUCACGAUUGCGCGGGUGUUGCAAAAGUACUUGCCGGAGCUUCAGGCGUCCUUGAUCCUUUCGCAGGUCUUUGCAGUCUACAAGCGGAGCUUGUUGGAGGAGUAUUCUCGCGUGGUGUUCAAAGACUCUAUUGAGAAGGCGUAUAUGAUGAAGGAUGUGGAUUACUUCCGGGCCAAGUUAUCCGACUUGCCUGGCUACGGCAACUCAGGCCAGAUCAUCUGGGAGAACGUUAAUGCCACCCCAACGGCGGAGGAUGCCCGAAUGGAGAUGAUUAUGCGGAACAACAUUGUCAGCGAAAGAGCCUCGUUUGAGGAGAGGGCAGAGGCGGAAGUCGAGAGGUUGGCCUCUGAUAAAUUAGCUGCUGAGAAAGCAGAGACUGAGAAGUUAGCUGCUGAGAAAGCGAAAGCUGAGAGGUUAGCUGCUGAGAAGGUAGAGGCCGAGAAGUUAGCUGCUGAAAAGGCCGAAGCCGAUAGAAUUGGAGCUGAGAAGUUAGCUGCUGAGAAAUUAGCUGUUGAGAAGGCAGGAGCUGAGAAGGUGGAAGCAGAGAGGUUAGCCGCUGAGAAGUUAGCCGCUGAGAAAGCGAAAGCUGACAGGUUAGCUGCUGAGAAGGCAGAAGCUGAGAGAAUUGAAGCUGAAAAAUUAGCUUCUGAGAAGGCAGCGACCGAGAGGUUAGCUGCUGAAAAGGUCGAUGCCGAUAGAAUUGAAGCUGAGAAGGCGAAAGCUGAGAAAGUAGCGGCCGUGAAGUUAGCGGCUGAAAAGGCUGAGGUCGAGAAGCAAGCUAUUGAGAAGGCAGCUGCCGAGAGGUUAGCUGCUGAAAAGGCUGAAGCCGAUAGAAUUGAAGUCGAGAGGUUGGCGGCUGAGAAGGCUGAAGCCGAGAAGCAAGUUGCCGAGAAAGCAGCGGCCGUGAAGUUAGCCGCUGAAAAGGCAGCUGCUGAGAGGUUAGCGGCUGAAAAGGUCGAAACUGAUAGGAUUGAAGCCGAAAGGUUAGCAGCUGAAAAGGCUGAAGCCGAUAGAAUUGAAGCCGAGAAGUUAGUGGCUGAAAAGGCAGAAACCGAGAAGCAAGCUGCUGAGAAGGCAGCUGCUGAGAAAGUCGAAGCCGAUAGAAUUGAAGCCGAGAGGUUAGCGGCUGAGAAGGUUGAACUCGAGAAGCAAGCUACCGAGAAGGCAGAAGCCGAGAGGCUAGCUGCUGAGAAGGCGGAAUCUGAAAGGUUAGCUACCGAGAAGGCUGAAGCUGACAGGAGUGAAGCCAAGAAGUUAGCUGCUGCGAAACUAGUUGUUGAGAAAGCAGAAGCUGAGAGGUUGGCUAUGGAGAAAGCGGAAGCUGAAAAGCUAGCGGCCGAAACAGCUGAAGCUGAGGGACUUGUUGCUGAGAAGCUAGCUACGGAAAAGAUUGCAGCUAAAAAGCUGGCUUCUAAAGCUGAAGACAAACGAUUUGCUGACAGCAAGGCUGAAGAGGAAAGGCUUGAAGCUGAGAAGUUUGCUGCUGAUAAGGCUGAGGCGGAGAGGAUUCAAGCCGAGUACUUAGCCGCUGAGAAGCUAGCUGCAGAAAAGUUCGCUGCAGACAAGGCUGAGGCUGAGAAAAUUGAAGCUGAAUACUUGGCUUCUCAGAAGUUGGCUAUGGAGAAGGCAGAAGCUGAGAAGUUAGCUGCUGAGAAAGUGGAGACUGAGAAGUUAGCUGCUGAGAAAGUGGAAGCUGAGAGGUUGGCUGCUGAAAAAGCAGAGACUGAGAGGUUAGCCGCUGAGAAAGUGGAAGCUGAGAGGUUGGCUGCUGAGAAAUUAGCCGCUGAGAAAGAGCAAACUGAGAGGUUAGCUGCCGAGAAAGCAGAGACUGAGAGGUUAGCCGCUGAGAAAUUAGCUAUUGAAAAGGCAGAAGCUGAGAGGUUAGUUGCCGAGAAAGCAGAAGUCGAAAGGCUAGCCACUACGGUAGCUGCUACGACUAACAUAGUCAAGGCUGAAACUGAGAACAUUGAACCUGAAAGCGCUUCUGACGAUAAAUCUGAUGCUGAAAACACUGUCACCGAAACGAAAGCGGUUGAAAAGACCGGAUCUGGAAAGCUGCUGUCAAAAAAGCGGAAAAAGCUGAAGCUGCGGAAGCGCUAAGGGUUGAAAAAACCAACUGUUUGACAAGUCGUUUUCCGAGAAAGGUUUAACCUCCCACGUUCAAUGAGAUGCCAAUAUAAUACCCAUCUACAAUCUUCCCACAGAAAUCUGAGAGUUAUAUCUGGUAACUCGAAAGUAUUUCCGAUGAGCGAACCUCCACUUAGUAUUUCCAUCUACAGAUUUAGAAACUAGAUAAAUAGUUGAGAAUGCCCCUUGUUCAGUCCAUACUUUCUGUGUAAUCAAGACAUGUUACACCUGCUGUGGAGUAUAUAAACC
Babjeviella inositovora NRRL Y-12698 is the source of this 5133-nucleotide messenger RNA. RefSeq lists its product as uncharacterized. The record is from RefSeq and is a predicted model, not a curated record. Gene Ontology annotation, molecular function: syntaxin binding. Gene Ontology annotation, cellular component: GARP complex. Gene Ontology annotation, biological process: retrograde transport, endosome to Golgi; Golgi to vacuole transport. The coding region runs from base 40 to 4857 and encodes 1605 amino acids. Lineage: Eukaryota; Fungi; Ascomycota; Pichiomycetes; Serinales. The transcript has a single exon.